GGGAGGGAGAAAGGGAGGGAGCCACGAGCAGAUGAAAGAGGGAGAGAGGAGAUAGGUGUAGCAGAGGGAGCCAGGCAAGAGAGAGAGAGUUGACAGAGAGCUGUAGAAGAGAAGGACCCCCCCCCACCCCCUCUCCCACAAACAAUACACACACACACCCCUGCUUGAACCCUCCUGAGCUGAGCCGUGCCAGGCUGCGUGAUACCGCCGCGGUGAUUUCCCCCCCGAAACAGCUCCCCAACAACCUUCGCCACGGAGCUCAGAGAACGCGGGAGUGGGUUGUGCAGGAGCAGGAUCCUGUUGCCUGGAUACCCCUGCUGUCGCCACGGCGGCAAAAAGCCAGGACUGAACCGUGUGUGUGUGUUUGCUGGCUGGUGCCACUGCCAUGGGAAAAACACAGCUGGCUGACUGUCUGAAUGGCUCCCUCGCGUGCUCGCUCGCUGGCUCCCUCGCUGCCAUGCACAUAUGAAUAAGGGAGGAAUCACCCUGAUACGGGGGCUUUGAGGAGAGGAGGUGGGAGGCAGGGGGUCGGAAGAGGUGGCUGGCACCCUGCUUUGGAUGAUGAAGAAAGCUGCUUGGUAGGUAGGGAGAGAAACUAGAGCGAUUGCCUUGGCUACCGAGUGAAAGAGAGGAAGCUGGGGUAGACGAGACCCUGAGACAGGAGAGCCAGGGAAAGGAAAGACUGGUGGAGGGAACAGUAACGAUUGGGGCUGGCUGGGUUAGUUCAGCAGGAAGGGGGGAGGUGGCAGCUAGCUGGCUGUGUGGAGCCAUGCAGAUCCAGGCUUCUGCUCCACAGUCCAAAGCCUCCAGCUUCAUCCUCAGUCAGAGAUGUGUGCUGGCCUCCAAAAUGGAAAUUCACCGUGAACAGAGUAUCUGCCAGGCGCGAGCCGCUGUAAUGGUGUACGACGAUGCCAAUAAGAAGUGGGUCCCGGCUGGUGGUUCCACCGGCUUCAGCAGAGUCCACAUCUACCACCACACAGGCAACAACGCCUUCCGUGUAGUGGGACGCAAGAUCCAAGAUCAUCAGGUGGUGAUAAACUGUGCAAUCCCCAAGGGUCUGAAGUACAAUCAGGCCACACAGACCUUCCACCAGUGGCGUGACUCCAGGCAGGUCUACGGCCUCAACUUUGGCAGCAAGGAGGAUGCCAAUGUAUUUGCCAGUGCCAUGAUGCAUGCCCUGGAGGUGCUCAACUCCCAGGACUCAGGCCCCACAUUGCCCAGACAGGGCCCCCAAGUUCAGAAUGGCCCCACACCAGAGGAGAUGGACCUGCAGAGAAGGCAGCUUCAGGAGCUGCAGAGGCAGAAGGAGAUGGAGCGAGAGCGCCAAGACAGGGAGCGUCAGGAGCAGGAGCGCCUGGAGCGAGAGAUGCUGGAGCGUGAGCAGGAACGUCUGGAUCGAGAACGUCAGGAGCGAGAACGUCAGGAACGGGAGCGUCAGGAGAGGGAGGCGCAGAUGGAGAGGGAGCGGCUAGAGCGGGAGCGCCAGGAGCAGCAGGAGCGCGCCGAGCGUGAGCUGAUGGAGCGGGAGAAGGCGGAGAGAGAGCGGCUGGAGAGGGAGCAGCAGGAGCAGUUGGACAGAGAGCAGCAGGACUGGGAGAGAGGGAGGCGCAUCUCUAAUGCCUGGUGAGUGAUCCACUUUGCUUUUGAAAGCACCCUGUACACUCCCACACCUCAGGAGUACGGUAGAACGUCCUCAACACCCGUAUCUCCAUCCACGCCCACCUACCCAGCUCCUGGGACACCAUCACCCUCCUCCACCACACCCCCGACCCCACCACUCAGGCACUCGGCUUCCCGUUUCGCCACUUCGCUUGGUUCCGCUUUCCACCCAGUCCUGCCUCACUACGCCACUGUCCCGAGGCGACAGCAAGCCUUUCCACAAGCCCCGCCCCCUGCGCCUGCUCCAGCCCCCACACCUCCUCCUCCACCCAAGUCUGUGGUGUGGUCAGCGUGUAACUUUACCCCAUUGCCUCCAUCUCCCCCUGUCAUGAUAAGCAGCCCCCCAGGAAAGGCCACAGGUCCAAGGCCACUCAUCCCCAUCGCAGCGCCUUCCCCUCUGACCCAGAAGCCCCCCUCGCCUUCCCCCAACGGCCCGCCCAUGUUCCCCGCACCCUCGCCUUUGACCAUCCCGCACAGCCACACCCCUAUUGGCAUCGCCUGCCCAACCCCGCCUCCCCCACCCACCCCGCCCCCUCUCCCCUCCCCUGUAGCUCCCCAUCCGUCUUCCUCUUCCGCCUCGUCUCCCCCCUCCUCAUCCCAGGCUCCUGGUGUGCCCUCUCCCUCCACAGCACCCCUUGCUGCUGCAGCCACUGCCGCCACCUCUGCCUCUGUUGAGCAUCUCUCCCUCCCUUUGGGCCUGGGCCUGCCGGGGCCGGGGGAGCUGGACACAACCACAGGCCCAGAGCCCCACCCGUCUCAGGGGGGCUUCUCCUGUCAGCCCCAGGAUGUGGUGCAAACCCCGGGGCUGACCACCCCGACUCCUCCUCCACCUCCACCCCUGCCACCCAGCUCCACUGUGACCUCCGCGACCACCACCCCGGCCGCCACCCCCACCACCCCGGCCAUGCACCCUCCCCCGCCCCCGCCUCCUCCGCUCCCUCCUACACUGACUCCAUGUGGGACUCCCCCACCACCACCAGGUCCACCUCCUCCUCCAGGAGCCCCACCCCCUCCCCCGGCACCUCCUCUUCCCGCUGGACUGUUCUCUCCUGCAGAGGACCGCCCCCUCUCAGGCCUGGCCGCCGCCCUCGCUGGAGCCAAGUUGCGCAAAGUGCCAAGGGUUGACGAUGCAGGGGCAGCUCUGGCAGCAGCCAUGACGGGGGCUGCAGCAGCCGCGGGGGCCAAAUCUGAAGCCAGAGGCAAUGGCCCUCUGCCUGGAGGAGGAGGGCUCAUGGAGGAGAUGAGUGCCCUGUUGGCCAGGAGGAGAAGAAUUGCAGAGAAGGGCUCGUCACCUGAACCUGACCAGAGAUCAGAGGAGGGCGAAAUAAACACAACUCCUAAAAUGUCAGCCUGUAGCACACCAGACAUGCCGAGGAAGCCAUGGGAAAGAACAAACACCAUGAACGGUAGCAAAUCUCCAGUUAUUGGAAGACCUAAAUCAACUCCUACGCCCACUGCGUCCUUAAGUGCCAACGGUGUGCCAACAGAAGCUGUUGACUAUGACAGAUUGAAACAGGACAUUCUUGAUGAGAUGAGGAAGGAGUUGUCGAAGCUAAAAGAAGAGCUCAUUGAUGCAAUCAGGGAGGAGCUGGGCAAGUCCAGCACGGCAUAGAGGAUCCAAACAUGCUGUUCAGAACAUCCAUAUCCAGGUGACCCAACAGACAACCACAGUCAAUUCAAGACACGAUGAAACAACAGCGGAAUACAACAACAACAACAACAAAUGGUGGAGACAGUGAUGAUGACCACAAUAAUCAUAUUAACACAGAGAGAGGACUUUAUUUGCGGUGGAGCAGCAUUGGACACAAUAACAAUGGAUAGAGUAGUGGUGGAAGGCUUGUAACUCUGAUAGCUGUGACUCACAGAAUCCAUUCUGCAAAGUCUUGUUUUCCCGCUGCCCCCCCCCACCCCCCCCCACACACCCCCACCGCCCCUUCCCCUUCCCCCCUCCAGCUGAGGGUCUCUCAUCCCUCUGGGGGUCAAGUGAAGUCUUUAUGCAAAGAUGACUUCUCUCCCUUUGUCCUAUAAUAACAAGAAAAUACACACACCCACACCCACACACACACACACACAAAAUAAUAACGUUGAACUCUUCGAUGAUACUGUAUUAACCACUGGCGCAAGUGAACAGCAACAUUGAUGCUAAGAAUCAGAACUCUUGUGAUUUACUAUCAAAAGGCACGUUUUAUUAAGGGAGUGUGGCGAUGUGAAGAAGGUGGGGGAUGGAAAAUAGAAACUUUUUUUUUUUUUUUUCCCAUAAUGCCAUAGGGGUAGCAUGCGUGCGUGUGUGUUUGGGUGUGUGUGAGUGUGUGUAUGGGGGACUGACAGUCUCUGGUGAAGUCCACCACUGCAGGACACUGUAAAGCUUGUCUUCCUAAAAUACUAUUUUAACCUGAACAUGUACAAAAGAGAGAAAAAGUUAUUUAGAAAAAAAAAAAUGUAUCUAUCAACCAUGUCUGCUUCUGUGUAGAUCUAUGGCCAUAUCAAGUAGCUCAAUAAUCCAGUCUUUAAACAGGAAGCUCUCACGUCUGUCUCUUCAUCUGUGGAAUCAUAAUCACAAGUGUUUUUUCCCUCCUGAAGUGAACAUUCUGUGGAGACAUUUUACCGUCAUGCUAGCUGACCAUGGCCAGACGUGUAGAUAGAAAUGACUUCCUUCCUGUCCGUUUUGAUUUGAAGACUCUCUCCCACCGUUCUCUGUCAGUCUCUGUCAUGUUUGUCAUAUUUAGUGCACGUUUUCUUUAUAAGGCGAGGGUCACAAGUCUGCCACGAAAUUGUAUUAACUGUCACAAGUUUUAUUACAAGCAAUAAGUGUAGCAUCUAUUUUAAGGCCCACCUGCCCAUGUCCCGACACCACCAGACAUAUUUCAGUGUUUGUCCUUUCUCGGCCCUCCUGUUACUGUGUGACACUACGCCACCUCUUGUCAUCUGUCUUGCAGAUUUUCUGUGAAACGGAAAGCUGACAUGAAAGAAUACGAGAACAACACUGUAAGACAUGAAUUCAUGGAAUUUCUCAAUCACAAUACUCUCCUUUUUUAUUUUGGAUUUGUUUUCCUAUAUAAUCCAAGGAUACUGUAUAUUCAGCCACAUUGGAGCUGAACUGAUUUUUUAUCAUUUAUUUUUUAUUUUACAACAUUUAUAAAAGUAAAUCUUUUUAAAGGUGCACAGGUCAACCCAAAUGUGUAAAAGAUGGUGUCCAUGUCAGGACAUGAUUGUGCCAUUUACUCUUUCACCAGUGCUUACUGAUGACAUGUUUGUUUCAUCUUAUUUGUCUUUGCCUUUUUCUCCUGCCACUGUCAAAUCCUUAAAAUGAGAAACUUUAUUUUCCCUGGAGAUAUAUACAUAUAGAAGGGAAGUGUCACUUUAUUCUAAAAUACGUUUGUUUCAACAUUUCCUUCUUUUCAGUGCUGAGUUUGUUGAAUACAAUCAACCUGAGAGGGAUAUGUUGGGAGCUGAGACUGUAGCUGUUGCUCCAAGAUUGCAUGUCAUGGUAACAGAUCCGAGUUAGUAGAGUUAGUGUUAGUCACAGUUCUGUUCUCUGUAUCCAAAUGAGACUGAGGAGUCUUUUGAAUUCCGUGGUAUCUCGAUUGUUACAAGCAUCAAACAGGGAACUUACAAGGCAAUACAGUGUGUAUACUUCCAUUGUAGUUUCUGCCCCCUUUGCAGCAGUAACAGUAUUUGUAACUUAAAGGGCUACUGCAGUGAUUUAAUAUUGCACUUCCAUAAAGUUGGGAGACUUGCAGUAGGCCACUGUUAAAGUCAACAACAGAGGCCAAGACACUCUUCCCAAGGCUGAGUCAAAGGUUAAAAAAAAAAAAAAAAAAAAAGUUUGGUCCCAUAAUGCAACUUGAUCGCUUGUAACACUAGUUUGUACUGCUUUCUGAUAUAAAUCUUGGAGUUGCAGAGAUAACCCAGAUGAUAUCACUUUAAGACACAAUAAGAGUUAUUUUCCAGACUUCAGAGAAAACAUAACUCAACUGUUUCCAAAUGCUCCUCAUGACUUUUGAUGUGUAAACUGUGUAGAGUGCCUCUAUAAAUUAUUAUGAGUAGAAUUGGCUAAUGAGUUAUCAUAGCCUUUAAACCUGGUAUCCUACCAAAAGGUUUGUUAAUCAGGGGCUGUCUGUGACUGUUGGGUUUCAUACAACACAGCUGUUCAAGGGCUUGGAUGUUAUAGCUUUGCUACAAUAGAUUAAAAAAUCAACACACUGAGAAAAUUGUUUCCCUCUCAGUUUCUGUCAUUUGCUUGGGUUUGGGUCAAAUUUGUUAAGAAAUACUGUUUGCUUUCAAUUCCAGUUUAGACAUACAGAUGCCAUAAUCCUUUGGUGUGACAAGAGAUUUUGGCAUUUGUUUAAGCUGGUCUGUCUCAUGCUCUAACUAACCUUUUUUUAAAGGAAACACCCUGCCAAGAGGCUCCCUGUCCUGAGUGUUUACACAGCAAUGAUUGCACUUUAAGACAAAACCCCACACAGCAAACCAACAUACUCUGUCGCCAACAGUGCGGCUAUAUCUCACCAAACCGGCAGUCUCCUGCUAAACAUAAUCACUCUCAAAAAAGUCGCCUUUCUUAUUUUUGUAUCAUUUUGUCAAGAGAUCCAAAAAUAGAAAGAUGUCCAUCUCUAUUCAGUCCUUUGGGCGUGAUGGCAGUUGAAAUGUUUCGAUCAAGAGGUUUUUCUGUUAAAGCUAUGUGGUCUGUGCCUUGUUCUGAAGUUGCAUUUAUACAUCAGAGAUAUAAAGAUGACUAGUAAUAAUAUCUAGGGACUGUAAUUAUGAUCACAUGCAGUUGUUAUUUUGUCUUGGUUUUUUUUUUUUGGUCAUUUGAUUUGAAGGGAGAGCUCAAUGACCUCAGUACUGUUCCCCACCAAGAAAACAUCUUUGCACCAACAUCUUCUUUGUAUGUUUUUUUUUUUUUUUUUUUUUUUUUUUUUUUUACAUAAAUGUGGUUUCUUUCUACACAGUUGUGAGAUUGCUUUUCUUACAGCUCAGAAGUACAAUCAAAACCUUUUCGACAUGAGGCUCAUAGGGGUUCAAAGAUGAUCUUUGCUCUGAGAUGAUUUUUUUUCUAAACCUGGAGCCCUGUUUGGAAGCCCAGCUGAGUCUGACUGCAGUGUUCUGUGUUCCCUCACGCCAUUUCAGUGUAACAGAGACUGUUUGUGUUCAGCAGCUUCUAUUUCUUUACACACUUGGAAAUCUCUGAGAAAAACUAUGUUGUCCUCUGCAGUGAGGUCUGCUCCAUGUUAAUGUCAGAUUGCUGAUGGAAUAAAAAAAAUGUGUUGUGUGUCUGUAAACCCAGUUUUCUGCUGAAGGAACUGAAAGAAUUGUGAAUUUGCUGGAAUAUUUGAGGAGAUGAUUUGGCUGAAGCAAGUUUGAUGGAUGGGUUUCCAGACUUAUUCUUUUAUCAUCUGCAUUGUACCAUACUGUUCUCACGUUAAUUAGUCUUUCUUACAUGCUAACAUAUUGUUUUGUUUGAGCAAAUUAAAUAAAAAUCGCAAUAUAAGACAA
This is a messenger RNA of Lates calcarifer (barramundi perch), 7155 nucleotides long. It is a transcript of the gene enah, whose product is annotated as ENAH actin regulator. The transcript has 14 exons. Gene Ontology annotation, biological process: actin polymerization or depolymerization; axon guidance; actin polymerization-dependent cell motility. Gene Ontology annotation, molecular function: profilin binding; SH3 domain binding. Lineage: Eukaryota; Metazoa; Chordata; Actinopteri; Centropomidae. The record is from RefSeq and is a predicted model, not a curated record.